AUGAAUAAUUUAGAAAUUUCAUCAAUAACAACAAAUAAUAAAAAAAGUAAUGAAAUUAUUAAAAAUAAUGUUACAUUAUCACAUAAACCAUUUAAAAAAUCAGAUUUAAAAAUACUUGAUCUAAGUAAUAACAAACGAAUAGGAUUGGAUUGUAUUGCAUUGAUUAGGGAUUUAUUACCAAGAUUAACAUCAUUGAAAACUAUUAAUCUUUCAAAUAUUUCAUUAUGUACUGAUGGUUUAGCAAUUUUAAUUCAAUAUUUAAAUAAAGCACCAAAUAUAAAGAAUUUAAAUCUUUCAAAUAAUGGUAUCUAUCCAAAUGGUGCUGAAGAUAUUGGUAAAAACUUUCUAAGAGAUAAUACAACCUUAAGGUCAUUUGAUAUCUCUGAGAAUAAAAUAUCAUUAUCUGGUGUAAAAUCAAUUUUAAAUUCAAUAGCGGGUAAUUUAGAUUACAAUAAUAACAAUAACAAUAACAAUAAUAUCAAUAAUAAUAUCAAUAAUAAUAUCAAUAUCAAUAAUAGUAGUGUAUCAAAAUUAGAAAAAAGUAAAUCAAAAUUAAAAUCAUUAUAUCUUAGAAGGACGAUGAUAUCAUUUCAAGAAUCAAUUAUAAUUAGGAAUGUAAUUUUUCAAACUCAGUAUAUUAAAAUUUUAGAUUUAUCAUCGAAUCAGAUUAACCAAGAAUCGUUAAGUAUCAUUUGUGAAUCAUUAUCAUUUAAUCAAACUAUAAAAGAACUCAAUUUAAGUUUUAAUUUAUUUGGUGCUCCAGGUUGUUUAGAGUUGGCAAAAUCAUUACAACAUAAUAAAUCAUUACGUUAUUUAUAUCUUCAUUGCGUUUCAAUGAAAAAGGAAGGUGCUCAAGUGAUUGCUGAUUCAUUGAAAUCAAAUACAACUCUAACUCAUUUAUUCUUGAGUAAUAAUGAUAUAAAGAAUAAAGGUUGUUCACAUUUUUCAAAACUUUUAAAAAGUAAUAAUCAUCUUCAAUAUUUAGAUUUAUCUUGUAAUGGUAUUAAAAAUAAAGGUGCUUUAGAAUUACAAAAAGUUUUAAAAGAAUUAAUUACAAUUCAGUCUCAAAAUAUUUCAAAUUCAAAUUGUUUAUCAUUUAUAAAUAAUAUUAUUAAAAUUGAUAUAAAUGGUAAUUCAAUAACUCAUAAAUUAUAUAAAAAUUCAAAAGAUGAAAAUUGUAAAUUAAUGUAA
This is a messenger RNA of Dictyostelium discoideum AX4, 1191 nucleotides long. RefSeq lists its product as hypothetical. The transcript has a single exon. NCBI's taxonomy places the organism in Eukaryota, Evosea, Eumycetozoa, Dictyosteliales, Dictyosteliaceae. The record is from RefSeq and is a predicted model, not a curated record. The coding region runs from base 1 to 1191 and encodes 396 amino acids. Gene Ontology annotation, molecular function: GTPase activator activity.